ACCUCCUAACGCCACCUCUAUGGGCCUUCCUCGCUGCAGAAACCCAGCCCUAGACCUUAGUGUGACCCGCUAAUAACUUUUCUAACAGCCUUUGGAUCCUGGGGGCGUGGCCAAGUGGCGGAACCUGUGGGCGUUCUGGAGCUGUUGCCUAGUAACUGUGGAGGCCUAAACUGGAAAGCGACAGGGUGGCUGGAAGGGGUUGGCUCAGGCCCACUCCUAGGAGGGACCUCAUGACAGACUCCCGGGAGGUGCAGCCUGGGGAGAACGCUAAAGCCAAGGUAGAAGGCCCGGAUGACGUGGAGCUUGGCCAGACCUCCUCAUACAGCAUCCCAAAGCCAUGGGUGAUUCCAGCCCCAAGGGGGAACCUGCAGUACAUCUUUGGGACCAGCCAGGUGUUCCAGGGCAUCGAUGACGUAAAACCAAAGGCCAAAGGGUUAAUGGUGCCUCUCAAAGUCAGGGAAUACUACCACCGAGGCCAGGGAUGCCUGGAGCAAGAGGACUGGGAGACAGCCGUUGUCUUCUUCUCUCGCGCCCUCCACCUGGACCCGGAGCUGGUAGACUUCUACGCCUUACGGGCGGAGGCCUUCAUCCAGCUCUGCGACUUCUCUUCGGCCGCCCAGAACCUGCGUAGGGCCUACGUGGCCCAGCCAGAGAACAGGAAGCACCUGGAGCGGCUCACCUUCGUGCUUUACCUGCAGGGCCAGUACCUCUAUGAGCACUGCAACUUCAAGGAUGCCCUGAUGGUCUUCUCCCAGGCCUCUGAGCUGCAGCCGGAGAAGCCCUGCUUCCGAUACCGGAGCAUGGCCUGCCUCCUGGCCCUCCAGCGCCAUCACGACUGCCUGACACUCAUCACCAGGGAGCUGAGGCAAGGCUCGCCCAACGCCGACCUCUACAUCCUCCGUGCCCGGAUCUACAACCUCUUUCAGAUGCCCAACUUCUGCUAUCGGGACCUGUGCACCGCCUUGCUGUUGGAUCCCGAGCACCCGCAGGCCAAGGUGCUGCUCCAGAUGAUGGUGGAUCAGGCCCAGCAGGCCCACCAGGAUGCCGGGGUCCUGGCCAUCCAGGGCAGGCUACAGCACGCGCUGCAGCGCAUCAACUGUGCCAUCGACAACAGCCCCCUGGAUCCCAGUCUGUUCCUCUUCCGGGGCACCAUGUACCGAAGGCUGCAGGAGUUUGACGCAGCCGUGGAGGACUUCCUGAAGGCCCUGGACAUGUUGACCGACACCCAAUGUGACAUGGUGCAACAGGCGCAGCGCCAGCUGCUGCUGACCUACAACGACUUCGCGGUGCACUGCUACAAACAGGGCGCCUACCAGGAGGGCGUGCUGCUGCUCAACAAGGCGCUGCGGGAGGAGCAGCGCGAGAAGGGGCUGUACAUCAACCGCGGCGGUGCGUGCGGGCUGCGCGCGGGAGGGCAGCUGAUGGUCCCGUGUCCCGGUGUCGCCUUAGACAAACUGGCUACAGUUCAGGCAACUGGGAAAAGGUACCCAGGCGCACCAAAAAUGGGACCGCCUGUGGGUAUCAGCCCCCAGCUACCCUCUGCCUGGGCUGGGCCGGAGCUCCUGGCCGCUGGAGGUUCACUUGGCCCCUGCCCUCCGACCCUAGAUUGCUUCUUCCAGCUGGGUAACCUGGCCUUUGCAGAGGCAGACUACAGCCAGGCCCUGGCUCUUUGCCCGCAGGACAAGGGCGCCAACAUACGCAUGUGCGUCCUGCAGGAGACGAUGGGCCUCUGCGAGCAGAAGUGCAGGCAGUUGCAGAAGGCGGAGGACCACUUCUCAGCGGCCAUUCAGCACAACCCCUGGAGGGCCCAGUGCUACCUGCACCGGGCCAAGAACCGCCAGAUCCUACAGGACACUCUUGGCGCCCGCCAAGAUGUCGCCACCGUGCUGCUCCUGAACCCCAAGCAACCAAAGCUCAACCCGCUGAUGACCAGCCUCUUUCCGGGUAUGUCGGUGGAAGAGGUGCUGAGCAGCCAGGUGGGUCAGCUGGCCAAGCUGCAGCUGGAGCGGAUGAUAGAGAGCGACCUACAGGCCAAGAUCCUGCAAGGCAUUGUGGGGGUUCGGGAGCUCGAGCGCCAGAAGGCCCAGGCCCUGCAGCUCUCCUGGAAGCUCAAAUGGCCUUUGCCUGCAACCCUCAGAGAGCCAGAGCUCACCUCCCAGAUGCUACAGGUAUCCCCUGAAGACUCGGAGGAAGACACUGAGGCCUCCGAGGGGAAGAAAGCAAAGGAAGAGAAAGAAGAGGACAAACCGGAGCUCACCCUUCCCAGGGCGACAUCCCUGUCAGACAGCUACCUCGACCAGGCCUCCUCGGACUCCGUCCUUGGCUUCAGGACGGCACCCACCUCAGAGACGGAGACGUCCACACCGUGCCAGGCGUACAGGAGCACCUCCACCACUUCCGGCAUACCCUCUGACUCCUCCAUGCCCAAGACUGAGUCCUCAGACUCGGAGAGCAAGAGGGAGGCCCCACGCCUGAGCCAUCAGCCCAGAAAAUCUCAGGGUUCCCAGGCUCAGACACAGGGCGGCCCUGAGGCCGCGCAGAGCCAGGGCUCCGGGGAGACUGAGGCUGCCCAGGGUCAAAGGCAGAAGCCAAGCAAAAUCAAGGCCACCCAGAGCCCAAGGCAGAGAUUCCGAAGGGCCAAGGCUGCCCACAACUGGGGACGAGCCCAGGGUCCCAGCAAGACCAAGUCUAAGGUUUCCCAGGACCCAAGCAGGGGCCUCAGCACUAACGGCUCGAUGCUCCGUGAGACUGAGGCUACCCUGGACCCAGGUCAGGGCACGAGCUCAAGUUCCACCAAGCUUGACGCCACCCAGAGCCAGAGUGCCAGCAGGAUCAAGGCUGGUCAGGGCUCUGACCAUGGUGCUGCGCCCCAAAGGCCUGAGUAAGGCCCGUGCUUCUUGCUGGGAGACAACAGACUCUGCCCCCGAUACCGCACACAGCAAAGCAGCCCUCCCAGGGCAACAAGCAGCCCGGCCAACGUUCCUGUGGUCCCAUGGCUCAAUUUAUUGCAUUUGUUCAUUUACAAAAACGAAAACGUCUAAAUCAGG
Messenger RNA from Chinchilla lanigera (long-tailed chinchilla), 3047 nucleotides. It is a transcript of the gene Ttc16, whose product is annotated as tetratricopeptide repeat domain 16. The record is from RefSeq and is a predicted model, not a curated record. Bases 231 to 2885 code for a protein of 884 amino acids. Gene Ontology annotation, molecular function: heme binding; protein binding; peroxidase activity. Gene Ontology annotation, biological process: response to oxidative stress. The transcript has 13 exons. Lineage: Eukaryota; Metazoa; Chordata; Mammalia; Rodentia; Chinchillidae.